Messenger RNA from Fusarium coffeatum, 1767 nucleotides. RefSeq lists its product as uncharacterized. Gene Ontology annotation, molecular function: DNA-binding transcription factor activity. The record is from RefSeq and is a predicted model, not a curated record. Gene Ontology annotation, biological process: regulation of DNA-templated transcription. The transcript is spliced from 2 exons. The coding region runs from base 1 to 1767 and encodes 588 amino acids. Lineage: Eukaryota; Fungi; Ascomycota; Sordariomycetes; Hypocreales; Nectriaceae.
AUGCUCGAAGCACCCCAGACCGCUCCAGAAUCACUUCCGUCGCGGAAACGAUCCAAGGCACCCGAAGAGAAUGACGAAGACAGGGGUAAGAAACGUUCGAGAGGCCGACCACGUCUUGAUACCCGAGAUGAGACAGCCCAAGAUCGUCGUCGAACCCAGAUUCGACUGGCUCAACGAGCGUAUCGUAAUCGCAAAGACACUGCAAUUACCACUCUUGAGGACAAAGUCAAAGACCUUGAGGAUGCCAAUGAGAAUAUGAGCAAAGAAUUCAUGAAUUUCUUUGACUUUGUUCUUUCACAGGGAAUGCUUCAAGGAGCGCCGGAGGUGGCACGUCGACUGAAUGAUACAACACGAAAGUUCCUUUCUCUCACACGCAAAUCUGCCGAUGAUUCAAACAGAGAUGAUUCUGGUGGUGCUCCAGUCCACGCUCAAGUGCAAGAUGGAGAUGCGACCCAACCCCCAGAGAGACGUACAUCAGCACAAAGUUCUGGAACUUCGAGCUCACCAAAUGAUGAUUCCUACACACUAAACCCUCCAGCAUCUGAUUCAAUUUCCCAUGAGAAGCACCAAGCGACUCCGCAAGGAGUGGAUGGACAAAUACGGCAACAGGCUACUCCUCCCCUGAAUCUACCUUAUGAAAUCAUCACGAUGCCGACAACAGACAACGCGAGCUUUCCAGUUUACGAUACACAGACAACGAUUACCUUGGAGCAGAACCCUUUUCUUCAGUCACCAUUUCCUGCUGUUCCUUCACCGCCCUCUUAUUCACCUCAAGAGAGGAGUUUCGGUCGUCGUCUUCAAAGAGCAUCAUUAGAGGCAGGCCUCCGAUUAGUGUCGAUGCCUAAUCCACCGCCUCAUCGCUACGCGCAAGUUUUUGGCUUCUGUCUACUCUUUGAGCCCAGAGAGUCUAUAAUCCGGCGCAUGUCCACCACCUUGGCCAAGGUCAGCCAGGAGUCGCUCUUUGUGUGGAAAUAUCCUUUCACAAACCUUGGUGGCGCCGGGACAUUUUUCCCCGAUAACGAAGGCACUGGGAGUUACCCUUCAGAGGGUACUAACGUUAACGGAAGUACGCUGCAUCUGGGUAACCAAGGUUUGGCUCAAACUAUGAAGCCGCCAGAAAUGACCGGUUUCUCAAUGGGGCCAUUCGAUGUGGACGUGGAAACCACGAGAGGAGAUCGCAUUGAUGAGCGCAUGCGAAUGAUGUACAAGGGGUUUGAGGGAGACUUCUUUGAUGCUGAUGAGGUGGAGAAAUAUUUGCGCCAAAGGGGUAUCGUGAUUCCUGCCAACGUGGACUUUAUCGAUGCCGAAAUCGACCUGACCUCACUUGAUGAGCCAACGGACCUUUCAGGUUUUGGAACGAGUAAUAGCUUUUUCGGAGGACAUCAGUCACCUGUUUCUGGCCAAGGACUCUACAUGCCACACCAACAAUCUGCAGCAAAUAUACCUGACAUGUGGCAAAGCACGAUACCUACCAGCAUUGCCAACACUACUUCACCUACAAUACCAGCCCCGCUUAUGGCACCGACACUGGGUCCUGAUAUGGCAGGGCUCAUAUCUCAAUUUGAGCCUACAAACGGCGGACAAUACAGCCAAGGACUGGGGUCGUUCGUAGAUACAACAUUCUUUCCGCGAGAAUGGACGUCGGGUUCCAGUUGGCUGAAGACCAAAGUUACGGUGGAUGUUAACCGUUUAGUAGCCGGUGAGUUUCAUGGUGUCGAUUCACGUUUCCUGAGUUCAAUACUAACGUUGGAUAGAAAUAACGAGUAG